Messenger RNA from Dibothriocephalus latus, 267 nucleotides. Lineage: Eukaryota; Metazoa; Platyhelminthes; Cestoda; Diphyllobothriidea; Diphyllobothriidae. The record is from the annotation of a GenBank genome assembly.
AUGAAGGUAGAAUCUCCACCACCACCACCACCACCAGCACCACCAGCACCACCACCACCACCACUGUGGGAGCCUGCCUCGCUGAAUCACGCUGGCUUUGUUGCCAAACCGCGGAGGCUCAGUGUCUACUCGCGCACGCUACGCACUUUGUCUGUCAACCGCUGCGAGAGGACCUCGAUGUACUGGAGGCGCACAACACAGCCUUUGUACAGUCUCUUUUCCAGCGGUAAAGUUAUGUCCACCAACACCGUCUUGCUGGACUUGUGA